CGCCCACCUGGGGCUUCACUGUGGCCGGUAAGUGGCAGGGGACAUCCUUGCAAUCUCUCCUCUCCUCCUAACGCCAGGUUAAAAACCUCAGCAGCAGCACUUGCUGUUUGCGAAACCGCCUGCCACCGACGCCCCGGAGUUAGACGCCUCACUCGCGCGGGGAGCCAGCAUGUCGGCUGUGGUCCUGGAAAACCGAGGUUUUGGCAGGAAACUCUCUGACGGACAGGAAACAAGCUAUAUUGAAGACAAUUCCAAUCAAGAUGGUGCCAUAUCACUGAUCUUCUCGCUCAAGGAAGAAGUUGGUGCCCUGGCCAAGGUCUUGCGCUUGUUUGAGGAGAAUGAUAUAAACCUGACCCACAUUGAAUCCAGACCUUCGCGCUUGAAGAAAGAUGAGUAUGAAUUUUUUACCUAUCUGGAUAAACGUAGCAUGCCUGUCCUGGCAAACAUCAUCAAGAUCUUGAGGCAUGACAUCGGUGCCACCGUCCAUGAACUUUCCCGGGAUAAGAAGAAAGACACAGUGCCCUGGUUCCCAAGAACCAUUCAAGAGCUCGACAGAUUUGCCAACCAGAUCCUCAGCUAUGGAGCGGAACUGGAUGCAGACCACCCUGGUUUUAAGGAUCCUGUGUAUCGAGCAAGACGGAAGCAGUUUGCUGACAUUGCCUACAGCUACCGACAUGGGCAGCCCAUCCCUCGAGUGGAAUACACAGAGGAAGAAAAGAAAACCUGGGGGACGGUGUUCAGGACCCUGAAGUCCUUGUAUAAAACUCAUGCUUGCUAUGAGCACAAUCACAUCUUCCCGCUUCUGGAAAAGUACUGUGGCUUCCGCGAAGAUAACAUUCCCCAGCUGGAAGAGGUUUCUCAAUUUCUGCAGACUUGCACUGGAUUCCGCCUCCGACCUGUGGCUGGCCUGCUUUCCUCUCGGGAUUUCUUGGGUGGCCUGGCCUUCCGAGUCUUCCACUGCACUCAAUACAUCAGACAUGGGUCCAAGCCCAUGUACACGCCUGAACCUGACAUCUGCCAUGAGCUGCUGGGACAUGUGCCCUUGUUUUCAGAUCGCAGCUUUGCCCAGUUUUCCCAGGAAAUUGGCCUUGCCUCUCUGGGUGCGCCUGAUGAGUACAUUGAGAAACUGGCCACGAUUUAUUGGUUUACUGUGGAGUUUGGCCUCUGCAAACAAGGAGACUCCAUAAAGGCAUAUGGUGCUGGGCUCCUGUCAUCCUUUGGUGAGUUACAGUACUGCUUGUCGGGCGAGCCGAAGCUCCUCCCCCUGGAGCUGGAGAAGACAGCCGUCCAGGAGUACACUGUCACGGAGUUCCAGCCCCUCUAUUACGUGGCUGAGAGUUUUAAUGAUGCCAAGGAGAAAGUGAGGAAUUUUGCUGCUACAAUCCCACGGCCCUUCUCAGUUCGUUAUGAUCCAUACACCCAAAGGAUUGAGGUCUUGGACAAUACCCAGCAACUUAAGAUUUUGGCUGACUCCAUCAACAGUGAAGUUGGAAUCCUUUGUAGUGCCCUUCAGAAAAUAAAGUGAAGCCAUGGACGAAACCUGUCAACUGAGAAUCUGUUGAUGGAAAUCCAGCUACUUUCAUUUCAUCUGAAAAAGUCUGAAAAGCAAACCUUAAUUUGAAUUGAGAGCCUUAAAUCCUUUUUUGGAACAAGAUAGAGCACAAAUAAAUCAAAAUAAGUUGAAAUGACAAUGUAUUAAGACACACCCAAAAGCCUAAUCUUUUGGGAUCCUCUUUGAUUUAAAGAUGGUAAUCCCAUACCCUCAAUUCAGUUAAAAUCAAUAGUAUGUCACAUUUCAUCAGUUAAUUAAAAUUUGGGACCUGAUUUAUUCAAGCUUCUAUAUGUCACUCGAUGUAAAACACAAGCCUGUCAUUAGAAUUGAAUUUGUUGAUUUAAUCUAAAUCUUAGCCUACGCAAGUAAUUUUUUAUUUCAGUGAACUAUGAUUCUAAUAUUGCUGUGUUUUACCCAUGUAGAUUUCCUUUAAUUCAAGAGCCCAUUAAAAUACUUAUAAAGGUUGAAGUUCAUAGCAUAAUAUCUUAUAUUUUAUUGUAAUCAUACAUACUACUGUGGAAAGUAGUAGAAGUUCUCACCUGACUCCCACAACUUUGAAUCUCAUCUUCCAGUUAAUUGUCAAGUCUGUUUUGGGAGAUAGUUUGCAGACAUUUGUGAUGCGACAGAUGUUGACUGAAGGCCUGGCUGGUAGAUAUUCAGUAAAUAUUCAUUCAAAGAAUAAGGGAAUACAUUAUUAACUAGCAAAUCCUCAACAAAAAUGAGAAUUUUAGUUAUGUUUAAAAAAAGUCUAGUGGUUAUAAAAUUUUGCAGUUUCAACUUCAUUCUUGGAUUGAAAUAUUCCUCUCCAUUCCCCUAGAAAUACAUUAACUGGAUAAUCUUGUGACAUGAAAAAAUGAUCAGUCAAAGAUUUCCAACCCAUUACAGGAGUGCAUUGUGAUAAUCGAUGUUAUGUCUGGAUAGUCAACAGAUUUUGACUUCUUAUUGCUUGUGCAUUUUGCACAAACACAUGAAGAUCCAGGAAAUGGUGGGGAAAAUAAGUGUCUUUAAAGCUAUGCUUUGAAAUUCUCAACCACUUUAACACUUUAUUUUGGAAAUAGUUCAGUGUUAGAGAACUUGCAUAAUAUUUCUUCACAUGUGAUUCUCAGGCCAGCUGUAUCAUCAUCAAUGAUAAAUCCUGGGCACAUCCCAGCUCUAUCAAACUAGAAUCUCUGGGUAUGGGGCCACUGAGACCUGCAUUUUUAAGUACCCCAGCUGAUUUUUUUUAUGCCCAGCCAAAUCUAUCAGGUACGUUAAAUUUGAGAAAACCUGACUUCUGGUGGCCAGUUCUGCCACUUAUCAAUUAUGUCACUUUGUAUAAUUCACUUUGGAUCUCGGUUUUACUUGAACAAUGAAGGAGUUUAACUGGAGGAAUCAAGGUUUCUUCCAGCCUGGAAAUACAAUUCAAAUGCUACCAUGUGUCUUUAAACAGAUGUCCCUGAUCCACCAAUACUGUGUAAUAAUACCAGCCCAAGUAUGCUACCAGGUGGGAAGAGCGAUUUGGUCUGUGUCUGAGAUGUCAUUGCUUUGGAAUUGGGUUUUCAUGUCUGUAUUUAGUUCCUCAUGGCUCUGUAGAACCCACUGACAAACGCUGAUUCUAAAAGUGACAGUGUUCUUUUUUUCUGUUUCUUUAGGCCCCAAAUACUCGGCAAAGGGACUUUUUUUGUAAAUGUUUCUUUACACUAAAUGUAAAUCCGAGAAUCUCUUGAUUUGGGAACUAAAAUGUUUUAUAGUACUUUAGACUGGGUAUUUUAUUUUAUAGUGAUUUUUAGUCUUACUGAAAGUAGUUUUGUGCGUUUGAAGUUAAAUCUUAGGUUUAGGUUGCAAUUUUGCAGGAAGAAAUUACAUACUGAAAGAUGAUCUUUAAGUGUUUAGUAAUGUGUUACUCAGCACUUAGCUCUUUUUAUCUGGAUGUAGCCCAACCUACAGCAAUGGAUUCAACAUGUUUUCAUGGGUUAGUAUUAUUAUCUGCCUAAUAAUUAAUAAAUGAGCUUUUUUUUUAAAAAAAAAAAACAAUAGUAAUGCUUUACUGAUAGCUAUCCUGUUGUAUCCAAAAAAGAGAGAUAAAUGUAAGAACAUUACAAAUUUUUAUUAUUAGUGUUCAAUAAGUUUCUAACAGGAUGAAUCUAAAUUUCAAUUAUAGGUUCCUAAGUUAUAUAGUUUAACUAUAUCAAAUAAUCUACCACUAAAAUGUCAACUUCAUAAAAAUGUGAACCUUGCCUAUCUUCACCUUUAAAAGCCUUAGCAUAUAAUACAUAGUAGGUGCUUAAUAAUCUUUAAAAAAAUUCUGAGUGAAUUGAAUCACAGGGAGUGUAGCGAAGAUUGUCUCUCACACAUAAGCUAUUUUUCAAGAAAAACUUGGGAAGCAACUAAAUCUGCAAUUUUCCUUUUUAAAUUCUGUUGAAAAUGUUGCAUCUUAAUCUAAAUUAUGACCUUACUUUAAAAAUAUAUGUAUUAGCCCUGUAGACUAGAUUAUGGCUAGGUACUUUGUAUUUAUACUGCUUUGAUAAUAACUGACAUAUGAAAGUGCUUAAUAAAUGUUUGUUAAUUAAUAAAGGAAGCAAAAUGGCAUCAAUGAAAUGUCUCAGUUAUCCACGGUGGGGCUGAAAUGGUCAGAGAGCAACGAACGGCUUACCUAACAACUGCAAAAAAUUACAGAAGAGGCAAAAUAGGAAAGGCUAUAAAUAUGGACUCCGCAAAGGGAAGAGAAAAAAAGUGAUCAAAGCUUCUUCUCUUCAGUAGAGUGUGUACCCACCUCCCUGCCCCCACACAACAUCCCUGCCCUCUAAUAGCUUUCUUGUGCAGUUUCAAAAACUAUAAACAGUAGUAGAUUUGUUAUGUGCUAGUAACGGCUCUAACAGUUUGUGUGCUGUGAAUUUUCUCAUUUAUAAUCUUAAGUUCUGCUAGUUCCAAGAUACAGGUUACCUUCUCAUAUAUAUUAAGCUUAAAGAAUAAGCUCAGAGAGAUAAGCAAUAGCUGAGAAGACUGAAUCUAACCCUCCAGCGUAUAUAUACAACUCUUCUUACAAUAUAAUUCAUAGUUGUUCAGGGUUGCUCUUCAACAGUACUUCUUUUGUAUGUUUCUUGCAUUUUGUUUGUUUUAUGACAGCAAUCUCUAAAUAAUAGAACAUUAAUGGAAAAAAAGACAAGAAGAUGUACCUCCCUGAGAUAUGGAUAGACUUCUUACGUCUCUUAGUAGAUGAUGUCGCUGCAGAAAGCGUAGCACCCGCUUAUUUUCCAGUUUGCCCAAAUGGAUAAAAAAAUAAAUGAUUAUAGCUUGAACUGCAGCCUUUAUUUUUUUCUCAGACCAUUCUUUGGAAAAAGGUGAUGCCAAAAGAAAGUAAGUGUAUCAGUAUCCCUUAUUGAAAUUAUAAAAAUUGGUGCAUACUUUGAUGUUUAUGAUUUAUUCUUCCCAGAAGUGAAUUAAGGAAUAUCUAAUUAAAAAGAAAGAGAAUUGGUCUUCCCUGAGAUGUCUUUAUUCCUAAAGGUUCUCAAAGAAAUGUCAGUUGCAUCCUGUCCUUUUUUGCAAUAACCUUGCAAGUGGAGAUGUUUGUGUGGCAAAGGGCUGAUUUCUACUAUUCCUUGUGAGUGGUCAAGGGAGAGUGGUGUUUGGACUUAGAAAAGAGGGUUAGUAAUGUAUCUUUGUUUGUGUCGUUGAGUUUUUCCCUUAUGUCUCUCCCUUCAAAAGUGUGGGUUUCUUUGAGAAGUCACUUAUCCAGUCACACACACACACACACACACGCACGCACACAUGCACACACCAUCCCUUUGACCUCUAAGAGGACAUAAGAUGAUUUGGGAAUGAGUUGAGGGCUCUGGCAACAAGGAUAGAGAGGCUGGCCUUUCCCAUAAACAUCUACUGACCCUGUUUGAGAAUAAUGCAGUUUGAAGCCAUUCUUUAGAAGGCCUUCCGCGAUUGGCACCACCCAGAAGUAGAGAAUCAGCCUGGAACAACAGCAUUACUUGCAAAGGGUAACUGUUGGACCAUGAAGGGUUUUAAGCUCCUCCAGGGUCCUAAUACUCCUCUCCACCACCAUCCCUGAUGCUGUGGUGCCCAAAGAGCUCUGUUUCCUUGACCUAACAAAAAGUCAGACUUGGGAGUAAGGAAGGAGAAAACAGAAUCUUUCCAAAACUUUCAAUUCCCUGGAUGUCCUUGGGAAAGCCGGAGAUACAAGAGGCUCCCUGCCAAGUCUCUCUUGGGAAAAAGAAAGUUUUGUACAGUGGAGGGCAGUCUGGGACUAAACAAUCAUGGUUUUAUGACUUGACUCCUCGGAAGACAGUGUGCUGAGGCUGGAGAGCAAUGAGAGGAUAAGACCAUUUGAGCCUUUCAGAGCAGAGUUUCUCAGCAUUGUCGACAGUUCCCAUGACCAGCAAGGUGUUGUGGGCACAGAGGGGAGUGGUAAAACCCCAAAGCCUAUCCUUUUAUAGAACAAAAGUCAGAAUGGCGUAAGGCCAUGAAGAAGUUAGUACCCAGACCAGGAAACACGAUUCUGAUGAUUUUCUCUGCUCACUGCAGACUUUGAAUACAUUUUGGCUGAGUAACGGAAAGACAGAAUAGAUAAGUGUGAUAUUUAUUCCCUUGGUGGUAAUGACCAGUUUUUUGCACUUUAUACAGAGGAAAGCCAGGUGAUUUCCUUUCUUUUCUUUUUUCUUUCUUUCUUUCUUUCUUUUUUUUUUUUUUGUUAUGCACUCCCACAUGAUACUGUUUGAAAUGGAAGGAGUAACAUGUCUCAGUAACACUGCUCUGGAGAUCCUGAUUCAAAUGCCAGGUUUUCCAUCAAGCUGAACCUCUCCCUGAGCCUCAGUUUCCUCCUCUGUAAUAUGGGGAAGAUGCAUGCCUACCUCACAAGAUUGUCACAAAGAUCAAGCAGCCUAUUGUGUGUAUAGAAGCCUCUCAAUUACUUUCAGCUGCAUCUAGCAAUUUUAAAUGUUUAUUAUUCUGUUACAAAGCACAAAUGAGCUCCCAUAAGAAUUGGUUAUUACUUGUUUUUUGGUUGUCUUGGCCCAGCAACAUGAUCUCAGAUGGCCCCUCUUUCAAAAGAAAGAAAGAAAGAAAGAAAGAAAGAAAGAAAGAAAGAAAGAAAGAA
Molecule: messenger RNA, 6635 nt
Organism: Acinonyx jubatus (cheetah)
Lineage: Eukaryota; Metazoa; Chordata; Mammalia; Carnivora; Felidae
Gene: PAH
Product: phenylalanine hydroxylase
Exons: 13
Coding region: 170-1525 (451 amino acids)
Biological process (GO): L-phenylalanine catabolic process; L-tyrosine biosynthetic process
Molecular function (GO): phenylalanine 4-monooxygenase activity; iron ion binding
Source: RefSeq, a predicted model, not a curated record